This is a messenger RNA of Haliaeetus leucocephalus (bald eagle), 3030 nucleotides long. RefSeq names its product carboxyl ester lipase (gene CEL). Lineage: Eukaryota; Metazoa; Chordata; Aves; Accipitriformes; Accipitridae. Gene Ontology annotation, biological process: synaptic vesicle endocytosis; modulation of chemical synaptic transmission; presynaptic membrane assembly. Gene Ontology annotation, molecular function: triacylglycerol lipase activity; neurexin family protein binding; signaling receptor activity. The coding region runs from base 1313 to 3001 and encodes 562 amino acids. The transcript is spliced from 11 exons. Gene Ontology annotation, cellular component: synapse; cell surface; postsynaptic specialization membrane. The record is from RefSeq and is a predicted model, not a curated record.
UUCUCAAAUACAACAAGCAGUGCAGCUGGCAAAGAGCAGCUGGCAUAUGAGUCUGGAGAGGAUGAGGAUGAUGAAGAGGAGGAGGAAGAGGACUUCAAGCCUUCUGAUGGGAGUGAAAAUGAAAUGGAGACAGAAAUUCUGGACUAUGUGUGAACUCAGUGACCAGUAUGACUGCUGUUGGACAGAAUCUUCUCUGCUCUUGUUCCUUGAGAGCUGAGGGUUCAGCCACCAUGCCCAGGAUGUGGGAAAGCAGAACUUGUACUAAGAUGAUGACGAUCUCUCUGCACCGACUGCGGUGCCUGCUGAUGGCUGUCAUUCUGGAUGUUUGGGAGCCAUUGCCUACAUUUUCAUAAUUGCUGGCUAAUAAGCCCUCAAGCAAGCUCAACAAACUCCCAAGAAAGAGCCCAGAAUCCAAGCCAUACACCAGAGAAGAGGAGAAGUUGCAUUCCCAAAUGUCUCCAUGUGUGCGAAGUGCACUUUGGCCAGGUUGGUGGCCACGUGGACAAUAGAAAAGGUGCCUGAGGAGGUGCUGGGGGAAGUACUCCGGUGCUACUGGAGUCCCUAAGGCAGGUGCUGCCCUUCUGCUUGUCUAAGGGCAAUGAAAAUACUGUGUCAUGACUUCAGCAUUGAGCCUUGCCGGUAAUCUUGGAAAUAAAGCCUGCAGGAAAACACACUUUCUGGCAGUGAAUAAUUCCCUUCUGUGGGAGGUAGCGUACGUUGUCCUCACUAGCUGAUGCACUUCUCAAUUCUGUCUUGACUUCCCCAGUAGUUAGCAAGGACUGAAGGAAGCAGGCAGUGGGGCAAAGCUUCAGGUCCACAGAGGUUGGCCGCUCUGGCCAUCAGUCUGCCACUGCUGGCUGGAUUGCUACCACCCUGUCACAGAAAUGAAGGCUCUGCUGGCACUUUCUGAGCCUUGUGCAUUCCCCAGUGUGUUACAAGUGCAAGGUUUCUCAUUUGUGGCCGAUAAUAUGCUCUAAUGCAUGGUUUAAUACGAUUUCAGCCUCCUGCACUUGUGUGAGGCUUCUCAAGGCUUCAGCAUUUUUUUAUGUUCUGUGGAGUUUUGUUAGACUGAGAUAUUUCCUUAGGUUUGGCCUCCAGCCCACAAAAGCAACAUCUGCAGGGCUCUCACACAGUGACGCCAGUCUGCCUCAGCCAUGGUUUGGCCUCAGCCUACUGAAGGACAAGUGUGUAGAGGCUGCCCUAGUUUACCUUAGAGCCAAGACUGGGUCAUGGCAUUGACACACAGCUGCACUCCUAGAUAUAUAUAUGUAAGCCUCCAUGUGGGAAUUGGCUCCUCAGGUGUGCACUCACCAUGGCUCGCUGGGAGAUCCUGUGCUUUGCCUUGUGCUCCUACCUUGGGGUAGCAUGGGCUGCAACCCUGGGUGUGGUGUACACCGAGGGCGGUUUUGUGGAAGGCGAGAGUAAAAAACUGGGACUCUUUGGGGACUAUGUCGACAUCUUCAGAGGGAUCCCCUUUGCUGCCCCUCCAAAGACUCUGGAAGACCCCCAACCUCAUCCUGGCUGGGAAGGAACACUGCAGGCAAAAGAAUUCAAAAACCGCUGCAUUCAGAUGACACUUACACAAACUGAUGUCCGUGGAAGCGAGGACUGUCUCUAUCUGAACAUCUGGAUCCCUCAACAGAGGAAACAUAUCUCUACCAACUUGCCAGUGAUGAUCUGGAUCUACGGUGGCGCCUUCCUUGUAGGAGGGAGCCAGGGAGCCAAUUUCCUCAAUAACUACCUCUAUGAUGGCGAGGAGAUUGCUGUGCGGGGCAACGUGAUCGUGGUGACCAUCAACUAUCGCCUGGGGCCCCUAGGCUUCCUGAGCACUGGAGACGCAAGCAUGCCAGGGAACUACGGGCUGAAGGACCAGCACAUGGCUAUUGCCUGGGUGAAAAGGAAUAUCAAGGUCUUUGGGGGUGACCCAGAAAACAUCACCAUCUUUGGGGAAUCAGCUGGUGCCGUCAGUGUCUCCUUGCAGAUGUUGUCCCCAAAGAACAAGGGCCUGUUCAAGAGAGCCAUCACCCAGAGUGGUGUCGGUCUCUGCAGCUGGGCCAUCCAGAAUGACCCGCUCUCCUGGGCUAAAAAGAUUGCACAACAUGUGGGCUGCCCCAUAGACAACACCACCACCUUGGCCAACUGCCUGCGCGUCUCCGAUCCCAAAGCUGUGACGCUGGCCUACCACCUGCAGCUGACCAACCUGCCCUCUCCCCUGGUUCACACACUUGCCCUCACUCCUGUCAUCGAUGGAGACUUCCUCCCAGACAUGCCAGAGAACCUCUUUGCCAACGCUGCUGACAUUGACUACAUUGGUGGGAUCAAUAACAUGGAUGGACACAUCUUCGCUGGCAUUGAUUUGCCUGCUAUCAAUCGCCCAUUGGUGAAAAUCACUGCGCAAGAGGUCUAUCAUUUGGUCAAAGGACUUACUGUGGACAGGGGCGAGCGUGGAGCCAAUGCGACAUACAACCUCUACACACAAGUGUGGGGUGACAACCCGGACCAGGAGGUCAUGAAGAGGACAGUGGUGGACCUGAUUACUGACUACAUUUUCCUGGUUCCCACACAGUGGGCACUGUAUCUGCACCUGCAGAAUGCCCGGAGUGCCAAGACAUACAGCUACUUGUUCUCCCAGCCAUCCCGAAUGCCCGUCUACCCAAGCUGGGUAGGGGCAGACCAUGCUGAUGACCUGCAGUACGUGUUUGGAAAACCCUUUGCCACCCCUCUGGGCUACCUGCCCAAGCACAGGACUGUCUCAAGUGCCAUGAUUGCUUACUGGACCAACUUUGCCAGGACAGGUGAUCCCAACAAAGGGAAUUCGAAGGUGCCCGUUGCCUGGCUGCCCUACAGCAAUGAGAGCAGUUACUACCUGGAAAUCAACAGCAAGAUAAACCAGGACUCUCUGAAGCAGAAUCUGAGAUCCCGGUACGUGAACUUCUGGAACACAGUCUAUCAGAGUCUGCCGCAGGUUGCCAACAUCUCCCUGACCGAGGAACUGCUGUGAAGCUAAGAAAAAAAACCACCUUUUGGAAA